AAAAUGCAUGAAAUAGAUAAAAGCUGGAAUUUAGAAGAAGAAGAAGUUAACACGUAACGAAUUAUAUACAAUGUGAUAUUCAGUAUUGAAAUUUACCGUGAAUUAAAUUAAGUACUCAAAGAAGAGGAAGAAAGUAAAUAAUAAGAAAACUAAGCUGAAUUAAACUAAAUAUUUUGAUCUGACAAAAAUGAUUUGUCGUCUAUGUUUGGAAGAUUCAAAUAAUAAUUUUGAUAUCGUAUCCGACCAUGGAGAAACGGAAAUUGCUAAAAUUAUUGCUAAAUACUUUCAUAUCGAGGUACAACGGGAAGAUUUUGUUUCCAAUAAGAUCUGUGCAGAGUGUUGGGAAUAUACAUCGGAUUUCCACAAAUUUUGGUUGAAUAUAGAUGAAAAACAGAAAACAUUACAAACACAUAUAGUAUGUACGCAAAUAAAACAAGACAUUGAUGAUUUUCAAUUGGAGGACUUCCUUAGUGCAGAUUUAAAAUCUCCAAUUGACACAAAAAACAAUGAAUUACGUGAACCAGAGAUAGAUUUGGUUGUACAUCCUAUGUUAUCUACAGAUGGAUUGGAAUUUAAUGCUGCUGAAUUGAAGGAUGAUGAUAUAUCAAUGGAUCGUAACUCUAUGCCCUCUCCUAUACCUUCAUAUACAGAUGAAGUUUCAGAAGAAAGUGUAAUGGAAUUAAGGUCUACACAAAAAAGAAAAUAUACUAAAAGGGCUUCUAAACAGAAAAAAACUGACAAAGAAAGUACUGAUAAAAAUUUGCGUUCAAAGAAAAGUAAGGGAAAAAAUAAAUCAAAAGAUAUCGCUGACAAAAUAAAUUUAAAAAGUAAAGACAAAGUCGAUAAAAAACCUGAUACAAAAUCUUUGAUACGGGAAUUGGACGACUUCAUAGCCCAAAACACACAAUUAACUUGUUGCAUGUGUUCAGUACAACUGAAAGAUUUUACUGAUUUAAAGAAACAUUUUAGGCAAGACCAUCAGUGUGUAGGCUACAUACCGUGCUGCAAUAAUCGGUAUCGAAAACGGACAUUAUAUGUGGAUCAUCUAAAACUUCAUAAAGAUCCAGAUUUUUUCAAAUGCAAUCUAUGUAAUAAACAAUUAGCAAGCAGAAAUAACUACCAAAAUCAUAUGGAUAGCAUACAUCCAGACGCCGAAAGUUUACUAUAUCCCUGUAAAUUAUGCCCCAGAAAGUUUGCCAAGCAGUACAUUUUAGAUUAUCACAUAAAGUCUAGCCAUACAACAGAGAAAAAAUAUAUAUGCAAAACGUGCAAUAAGGGAUUCAUCAAUUCUGCGGUAUUAAAGCAACAUGAAAAAGCAGUGCAUUUAAAUGAAUAUGACUCUGUUUGUGAAGUUUGUGGCAAGUGUCUUAAAACCGCACAAAACCUGUUAUCUCAUAUGGAGGCCAUACAUAACACGGAACCUCGUCCCGAAGAACAAUGUAAAAUUUGUCUUAAGUGGUUGAAAAAUGCACGUUGUGUUAAAAAACACAUGAUUAUACAUCGCGACGAAGCAUCCGGCCAAGAGUUCAAGUGUCCACAGUGUGGAAUGGAUAAAAAUACACGCCAUGCACUUGCCGCCCAUAUACGUUACCAUCACUCGGAUAAAGUGUACGCGUGUACUAUGUGCACUAGAGAAUUUAAAAAUCCACGGGCUUUAAAGGAACAUGAAUCAACUCAUACUGGAACCCAUUUAUACACCUGUUCAUUUUGUCCAAAGACUUUUAGAUCACAUGGCAAUAUGCAUAAACAUAAGGUCAAUAAUCAUUCAAAUGAAUGGGUUCGUAAACGGUCGCAACCAAGCGAGAUUACCAAAAGCUUAUUAAACCUUAUACCGCCUGAUGGAGAGCAAAGUUGAAGAGUCAAUAAAUUAUAAAG
Zeugodacus cucurbitae (melon fly) is the source of this 1875-nucleotide messenger RNA. RefSeq names its product transcription factor grauzone. Gene Ontology annotation, cellular component: nucleus. The transcript has 6 exons. Lineage: Eukaryota; Metazoa; Arthropoda; Insecta; Diptera; Tephritidae. The coding region runs from base 188 to 1855 and encodes 555 amino acids. The record is from RefSeq and is a predicted model, not a curated record. Gene Ontology annotation, molecular function: zinc ion binding; RNA polymerase II transcription regulatory region sequence-specific DNA binding; DNA-binding transcription factor activity, RNA polymerase II-specific. Gene Ontology annotation, biological process: regulation of transcription by RNA polymerase II.